UAACCUCACUUUCUUUGAAACAGAAACCGAAAACCAAGCAUGGAAGGAUGGAAGAAAAUAAAUUCUGCUUUAUAUCUUAUUUUAUAAUGCUACAUAUUUAUUUAUUCUGAACGUAAAAUCUUGUGCACGUUUUUUUUUAUCUAUGGUGAGCCUUGGUCAUAUGCAAGGAUGGAAGUGUUUCGAUAUUCUAGUCAUCAAUUUGAUCAACUUGGAAAAUCUCGGUGCCUGGGCAUUAUGCUAUCGUGAUACAACAAUAGUUCAAGAUGAGCUGGUGAAGGAAAAAGGCUAGCACUCCAAAUCUAAAGGAUAAUGGCUUGUAAAAAACCGGCAGUAUACUCUUCACAGGCGGAUGUAAUCCGAACUAAAUGUCAGGAAAAGAUUUGGCUGUUCAUGAAAAGGAGUUCACUCUUCCAUACUCAGGAACAAUUAUCAAUAACAAGUGAUAGCUGCACUAGGAGCUGCCCAGUGAUAAGCCAUGACAGCUUCUGUGACGGAAAUAUCUCAAGACAUCGUGAGGAUCAGGACUGGGAACUUCAAUGGCGGCAUGGUUGAACACGCACAGGAAGCAUGUUGAUGAAACGUGGACGCCCGCCGCCGCCGUCGAGGAGAUGUGGAGCAAAGUAAGCGGCGAGUUAUGUCAGUGCACAGGGGGGCAUACGCAGAGGCUGAGGCAGAAGGAACCACCGUGCGGAACAGAGCACGCUUGUCGCAACCAUUUCACAUAGUGGUGGGCCCCAGCCACAUCACGUGACUCACCGGACGGCUCCAGAAUGGUAAGAGGAUGGACUGCCGGGGUCCCGCUCCUGGCACUGCUAGCGGCUACAGCAUGGGCCAAUCCCACGCCUGCGCACUUCCACAUCCAGGGGCCACACUACACGCACUACCAGUCGCAGGAGGUCGGCACCCAGCACUACCAGGAGCCCCACCAGGCGCACUACCAGGAGUCGCCGCACUACCAGGAGCCACAGGAGUCGCAGCAGCACUACCAGCGACAGCAGCCGCCCCAAGCCGCCACCCAAUUCCACCAGUCCCAGUCCAUAUCGCAGGAGGUUUUGCAGCCGCAGUAUACCAGGGUGGAAUCACCUCCCUAUCCUGCAAAAGACUCUCCGAAAGGUCUAUCUAAAAAGGCCAACCAUCAACAGCUGCAUCGGUUACAAAUGCAGUAUUUGCAGGAACUCGAAGCAGAUGUUGUCAACGCCGUACAGACGAGAGGUAUAGCCGAGACAAUAAAACUGGAGCAGAAAUUCCAGGAAGAAAUCCUAGCUGCAGCCGUUGAGACUCUGACGAAAAACAAGGGAAAUCCCGAGAAGCAGGCGCAGGAUUUGAAAGAAAUAGAAAAUCUUGUGAAGAGGGACAAGAGAGCUGUCGAAGUACUCACUACUCUACUAGGAUCGAGCAGUGGAAACAAGCUGGGAGGAGGCGGUGCUGGAGGCGAUGAUGCCGGCAGCUCUGGUUCGGGGACCAUCCUCAACCUCUUGGGUCCACUCUUGGGUAGCAGUAGUGGAGGGGGUACAGGAGGAGAUGGCGGGGAUGCUGGAUCUGGUUCAGGGUCGAUUCUGAGUAUUGCUGGCCCACUUUUGGGCAGUAGCAGUGGGGGUGGAGGAGGUGGAGGAGUUGAAGGAGAAUCAGCUGGUGGCUCAGAUUCAGGAUCAAUUCUCAACCUAGUUGGGCCUCUUCUUGGAUCAAGCAGUGGUACACAAUCAGAUGCAGAUGGUGUUGGGGAGGGAGGAGGUGGUUCGAAUCUGUUGAGUGUGCUGAGCAGUCUGCUAGGCAGUAGCAGUGGAGGAGGAGGCGGCGGGGGUGGUGACGCAGAAUCAGCUGGAGGUGGUGGCUCAGAUUCAGGCUCUAUUCUGAAUCUGAUUGGACCUCUUUUGGGUAGCAGCAGUGGUGGUAGCUCCAGUGGCGGGGGAGGAGAUGUGGAGGGAGGAGGAGGAGGGGGAUCCGAUUCAGGCUCCAUCCUGAAUUUGGUUGGCCCACUUUUGGGCAGCAGUAGUGGUGGCUCCAGUGGUGGGGGAGGUGAUGGGAGUGGCAACGCGGCUGGUGGAUCAGACUCCGGGUCGAUUCUGAAUCUGGUUGGGCCACUCCUUGGCAGUAGCAGUGGCGGCAGUUCGUCCGGCGGUGGUGACGCUAGUGGCGGUGGAGGAGGCGGAUCGGACUUAUUUGGACUUAGCAACUCAAGCGGAGGAGCAGGUGGAUCUGUUAAUGGUGCCAAAGUUGGAAUUAUUCAGCAAAAACUACAACUAUUUCUAAGGCUAAAGUUCGCAAUCUUCACGAAAAUCCUCAACACUCUGACAGGAGUUUUAGGUUCAUCAUCAGGUGGAACUCAAGCAGUGCCCAUCCAUGAACUCAAGUAUCCAUCGUAACACAAUCUCCAUCAACACUGUCAUCAAUAUUUUGAAUAUGACAAAUGAUAAACAAAAUUUAAGAUCAAAGAAAACAAUUGAAAAACGUUUCUCUUGAAUAAUGUGGACAAGUAUGAUCAGCGUCUAAUUACAUUUUAGAGAUUUCAAACAUAAUAGAAAUUACUGUAUUAUCAUUAUAUAUCAAGUUUGUUACGCUAAUGUAGCUUAGAAGGACUUGUCCACACAAUUUUUCUACGAAUUGAGUCCUUUCUCAGGUUACAUUCCUUGUAUGAAAAUUGAAGAAAAUACGUUUACCAUCAAUAAAAGUUACCUAUUUCUGAAGUUACCUUGAUUAUCAUUUCAUGUUAUAAUAAAUUUGAAGCAGAACUUGCGUAGUUAUAUGAAAGUGCUCAGAGAAUAGUUUGUAAAACAACAAAUAUUUUGCAAUAUUGUUAGAUUUAUAUUGAAAAAUUGUUUAAUCAUGGAAUUAUUGUAACAUAAUGUUUGGUAUUUUGUCUUGAAUAUUAAUGUUUCAUUUAAAACAUUUGUUAGUAGUGGUUGUUUCCUUCUACAAUUUGUUUCUGAUUUAUCAAUUUAGGAAUUAAUUUAAUUGAAAAAAACUUAUGGCAAAUUUCAACUUUUUUUCAGAAACAACUCUACUUCUCUACUGAUAGUAAUGUAAGACAGUUUGAGUUAUAGAUUGGAAGAAAAAUUAUUCAGUAAACUGUCACUAUACACAUACUUUGUAUAAAUAUUAUUUUUGAAUUAUGAAUUUUUGAAAAUUCAUAUUUCUUUUCUAACUUACAUGAUAAAUUCCUCCACAAAAGCUCAUCUCAUUUCACUUUAUGAGUUGAUUAAUGUUUUUCUUCUCAAUUUCAUGAACUUUGAAUUUUAUUUUCUCUUGAAAGAUCUUGUUUGAUUGAAUUUAUUAUCAAUAAACUAAUUAGUGCUGCGUUACAAAGAUCCCUGUAAUAAUUGUUAUCAAUUUAAAUUCUAAUCUUUCAAGUUCAGAACUCUGCGUUUCAAUUCAUCUAUAUCAUUGUAAAUUAUCUUCAUAAAGUAAGGCUCACUUACAUUGUAUAGUUCAUUGUAUUAUAAUUUAGAUAAUCUAGGUUAGGGUGAAUUAUUGAAAUUGAUAAUCAAAAUUAAGAUGAAGAAGUUAAGAAUAAAAUAAUGAUAUCUACACAAACAAGUCAUUGUAUUAAUGGUAUCAAGUUACAUUGAAGUAAUUUUUAUAAUCAAACCACGAUAAGUUGGAUAUGAUGAGCAUGAUAUCAAAUGAUUCCAUUUCUUCAAAUCAAAUUCCUCUGCUCAAUAAAUCAUGAUGAAUUAUUUCAUUAUAUAUUAUAUGCAUCAUUAAUAGCAAGUUCAUACCAUUAAUACGUACGGUACGUACCAUUAUUAGAAAUUUACUCGUGUAAUUCAUUCUUAUCAUGUCAUAAUUAUGUAGGCCUAUUUUAUAAAAUCUUGUUUUCCUCUUGUUUUUAAUCUUUGUUUUAUUGGUGUCAUCUGGAUUGAUAUUCUAUGAACCAUUAUAAUCUUUUUUUUAAUUGAAUAAUUGUGAAAUUCACCAUUUAAUAAUUAUAUAUAUUGAUAAAAUUAUGAAAACCAGUUAAAUUACAUUGAAAAUUUAAAAUCAAAUUCCUCUAUAAAUCAAAAAUCUACCUUAAAUCAAAUUUUUUUUGUAAAAAACUUCUACAUUGACGUUUUCAAUACAAAUUAUGUAGGCCUAUUUAUAGAAUCACAUUGUUCAUGAGAGAUAAAGAAUUGAAUGUAUGUGAUUCGAAAUUGAUACAUCUUGAUAGAACUGCCAAAGUGUAAAAUGCUCAUGUAUUGUGAAUGUCUUUAUUUUCUGAAUGGAGUGUGUAGAGAUAAUAAUUUUCUAAUCUUAUAAUAAUAACUAGACUGUAAAAGAAUUUAUUUAGGUAAUAAGAUUUGUAAUAAAAUUUAUGAAUGAAGA
This is a messenger RNA of Nilaparvata lugens (brown planthopper), 4302 nucleotides long. Its product is annotated as keratin, type I cytoskeletal 9-like. The record is from RefSeq and is a predicted model, not a curated record. NCBI's taxonomy places the organism in Eukaryota, Metazoa, Arthropoda, Insecta, Hemiptera, Delphacidae. The transcript has 17 exons. The coding region runs from base 771 to 2363 and encodes 530 amino acids.